Phlebotomus argentipes is the source of this 4740-nucleotide messenger RNA. RefSeq names its product protein wech (gene wech). The transcript is spliced from 4 exons. Gene Ontology annotation, molecular function: protein binding; ubiquitin protein ligase activity; zinc ion binding. The coding region runs from base 58 to 2475 and encodes 805 amino acids. The record is from RefSeq and is a predicted model, not a curated record. Lineage: Eukaryota; Metazoa; Arthropoda; Insecta; Diptera; Psychodidae. Gene Ontology annotation, biological process: protein polyubiquitination; proteasome-mediated ubiquitin-dependent protein catabolic process.
AAGGAGUUCCCGAGACUGAAAAGAGCAGAAAGAGACCCUGACGAGACGUUCUGAAACAUGACGUUGAUCUCGAAGAAUAACGGCGCCAUUCCGCGCACGAAUCGCCAGAAUGCUCCGCAGCCGCAAGCCAGCACUUCCGGAUCAUCCUCCAGCAGCGUGUCGCCGGAGAACAUGAACCGCGGACAGCAGGAGACGCGGACGCUGCUGUACUCCGAGCUGUUCCAGGGCUCUUCCAUGUGGAGUGCCCGGAAUGGCAACAACGCUCCCGCGGAGCCGAUCAGGCCUCCGCCUGGCUUGGGCGGUCUGAGCAACAGCGAGGCGAUCGAUCUGGAGGAGUUCGUCGUGAAUACUCGUCUGGGUGCCAUCGGCACACCGCGGCAGUCGCCCAAGGAGGAAGACGGCGCCGUGGGCUACUCUAGCCCCAGCCCGGCUUCUGAUGAGACUCCGCCGGGCUUUUCCGGCUUGAACUACCGCUGUGGAAAUUGCCAGAUGCACCACGCCAUCUCUCGCUGCAUCAGCUGUAACGACAUCCUCUGCGAAGAUUGCGUCCAACGCCAUGUGUAUCGCAACUUAGCUAGCGAUCACAUGAUUGUCCCUCUGAACGUGCCGCAGUCCUCGGUUCCCGUCAGCACCAUGGUCUCCAUGGCCAGCCUGAACGUGGGACCGCGCUGUCCAUUGCACAACGAAUCCCUGCGCUACGUGUGCGAAACGUGCUUCAUGAACGUGUGCCAGGACUGCACGCUGUGGGAGCACAAGGAUCACCACUGCGUCCUGGCCAUGGAAGUGGUGGAGAACGCUCAUGGAAAGCUGAACGCCAUCUUCAACUACGGUAAGAUGGGCACGCAGAAGAUCAAGUGCAGCAUCGACAAGGCGGUGAUCUACUCGCAGGCUAUCGAACGUGAGACUUGCGAGCUGGCCAACCGCAUCCGCAAGACAAUGAGAGCGCUCUGCAGCGCCGUGGAAGAGCGCGAACGCGCUCUCUUAGAUCGCCUUGAGAAGAUGCGCUAUCAGAAGCUGACGAUCCUGUCGGAUCAAAUGACAGGGCUCAGGGCUGCGCUGGCGGGCAUUGCUCAGACGUCUGUGGAGCUCACGAAGGCCCAGCAGGUGCUGCCCACACUCAACCAGACGGACCUCGCACUCGUGUUGGUGCGCACGGAGAACCAGAUGUUCGAGUUCUCGGAGAUGUACAAGAGUCUGCAGCCCAAGGAGGAGGUCUUCGCGUUCAUCCCACCCAGCUUCGAUCUCGCCACUGAGAUCAAGAAGCAGGGCGACGUACAGCUCCAGGAGCGCCGCUUGCCAAACGGAGAUUUGCCUGAAGCACCGCUUCAGCUGAACGGGGGCUGCAAUCUCCUGCGCAGGCGUCCAAUCCUGCGAGCUCUCGAAGGAAUACCUCCGGCGGCUCCGCCGGCUCUGCUGCCACCGCCUGUUAUAGAGGAGCGGCGCCCGGAGAUCCCGGAAAUCAUGCCCAGGGAGCUCUCUCCGGCCUUCGGAGACGCUUCCACAAGGGCAGAGUUCGGCGGCAGUCUCUGCCUCCCUGGGCAUCCGUUUCCCAUCCGCGUACGCUUCACCCAGGGCCCGAUGGUGUCCUUCGCUUUCGAGGGCUCCGGCGAUGGUGAAGUGAGCCGCCCGUGGGGCGUUUGUGUGGACCGCGACGGGCAGAUUCUUAUUGCCGAUCGGCGCAACAAUCGUGUGCAGGUUUUUGGUCAAGAUGGUAAGCUUCGCUUCAUGUUCGGCAGCCAGGGUCAGGCCAACGGGCAGUUUGACCUGCCGGCCGGGAUCACUACCGAUCAGAUGCGCCGCAUCAUCGUGGUUGACAAGGACAACCACCGCGUGCAGAUCUUCAGCCACACUGGCACUUUCAUGCACAAGUUCGGCACCUUUGGCCGCGAGUGCGGGCAGUUUCAGUACCCGUGGGGCGUGUGCGUGAACGCCAAGGGUGACAUCCUCGUGUCGGACUCACGCAACCAUCGCGUGCAGUUGUUUAACCAGAACGGCCACUUCAUUGCCAGGUUCAACUUCGACGGCAUUCACCACACGCGCUCCCUCAAGGGCCUCACGUCGCCGCGCGGCGUCACGUGCACGCCGGCGGGCAACUUCAUCGUAUCGGACUUCGAGAACCACCGUCUCAUGAUCGUGGACCCGGGACUCACGCGCAUCAUAGCCACCAAGGGAUUCGAGGGCAUUCCCAGACAGGACUUCAGCCGUCCGUCCGGACUCUGUGUCGAUGACGACGGCCGCGUCAUUGUGGCGGACUCGAAGAAUCAGCGCGUGCUGGUCUUCACGAAGGACUUCGAUUUCCUUUGGGCGGUCGAUGUGCGUCCAGAGGUGAAGCCCGACCGUCCGCCUAUGCACGACAAGGAUCGUCCUACAGACAUCGCGCUGCUGCCGGACGGGCGCCUCGUGAUGGUCGUGGAGACGUCGCCGGAGUCGCGUGACUGCGUGGGACCCAACCAGGCCUUCGUGCACAUCUAUUGAGCUCUUUUGGCAUCACCUUCUAUCCGUUAGUGAUGUAAGAUGUCGCCCUGCGACUUUCUAUGCUUUUUUUUCUUUUUACGUAUUUUGACGCUAUUUUCUCGAUUUAUGAAGUAAUCUUUCGUUGAAAAAAUGUAAACGACAAUUUCUACCUCGUAACUUAGAAUUAAGGACACAAAAUGCUUCUACACAACUUACGAAGGUUGUAAGGAAGGGAUUUGGGGAUUUGAGCAGUUAAGAGAGAGAUAUGAAGUUAAUGUGGAAUAUAAAGAAUAGAAGACAUUUUUUCUUGCAACUCUAAAGACUUUGAUAGAUGAAAAGACUGAUUAGGAUGCAUUGGAGUCGCUCCUGAGGGUGUUUUGGGGCCACUCGGAGGAAGUGCAUUUAAUAUAAACAUUUUAAAAAAAGACUGACGAGAGUUCAAAGUUAAAGUAUUGAGCCUAUAUUUGAAUGUAAGAGACGAAGAAAUGCCACCAAAGUAGCAUUGAAUUAGAUGAAUUUUUGAAGUUUCGUCAACUCAGGCAAAUCUAUAGAUGAAUUUUACUAGUGUAGCGUAAAUAUUGAACAUUGCCUAAAAUGACGCCCAGUCAAUUUGGGGGGUUUUUAGGCCUUCGAUUGGAGGUGGAGAGGAAAAACGUGCUUUUCUCUUGAGUUUCAUUUUUUUUCAACUUCUAUUUUUAAGAUUAAUGAGUUUUCUCUCAAGAGAGCAAGACUGAUUUUUGAUAUAAUUCUAAUGAUUUGUUUGUUAGAGAAAGGCAGCCUAAAGAGAAAGAUGAAAUUUUUUACUACUCAACAAACAAUAUUUGGUCACCAAUUGAAUUAUAAAUUGAGAUUUUGAGAAAAAAAGAUAUAAAUCGAAAAAUAACAAAUUUGUGAAGCAAAUUAAAAACUUUCAAGAAUUUUUAGAUACUUUUCAUGAGAAUAUGAAAAGAAAACUUUUUAGUAUUUCUGGGAAGAUUGAAUUUUUCCAAAUGGAAUUAAAAAAAAAUCGUGUAUUUGAGAAAUAUUCCAAUAUUGUGACAAAAGUCAAAAGUAUAGAAUUCACAUUUUUUUUCUUUCAAAUUAUGAUUUAUUUUGCAAAGAGCGUUAAAGUGAAAAUUGAUGAAGAAAGAAAAAAAAGUUGUAACUUUGUUUUGUUUGAUGAAGAAAUUCUAAGUUUUAUUUUAAGAUAUUGACAAUGACGAAGAUAAAAGAAACGCUAAAAUCAUUGUAUUAUUUUCCUUUUUUGUGAUUUUUACCUUUAGUAUAUUGGUGCCAAUCCAUUUUGCCAUAAAAUUAGAGAGGAGAAUUGGAAGCAAAGCAAAAAUACAAGAAAUUAACCUCAAAUAUAGAGAGAAUCGAACCUAACAAAAGGGAAAAUGUAAAGUGCCGUGUGAUUAUUGAUCGACUGUGAGCCGGAUUCUCGGGGGGGCGCGUAUUUUGAGAAAAUGCCGCCCCGCGAAAUCGCAGGCUCUUGAGAGUUGAUCGCAAAUAAAAGAAGUUUUUUACAAGUAAAAAGAAUAGAAAUUUUACGAUUAUUUCAAAAGAAAUUGUGGAAAUUGUAGAGUAAAGAGAACACAAAGAAUGAAUUAUCUAGGCUGGUGAUUUUUCUAAGAAGAAGACGAUUUCUUAAAGAAGGAAAUUUGAUUUUUUGUCUUUUUUUAUUGUUUGUUUAUGAUUUCAUUCUUUUGCAUAUAGAAAGUGAACUCUUCGGUUUUUUUAUGAACUUAAAUUUAAAGAGAAAAAAAUAUUAACUAAAGGAAACCACAUUUAAAAGUAAUCUUAUUGAUCGAGUGUGUGUUUUUAUGGCUGGAACAAAAAAUUAGAAGCAAUUCUGAAAUAAGAAAAGUAUUGAUAAGAAAUAUUUGAGUGACAAAUCAAAGAAUUUUCAGUGAAUUCUACAAGAAAGUAAUUAAGUGAGUUUUGAGAAAACAUUUUCUAAAAGAUAUUAUAUCAGAAAGCUGCAUUAUAUACUUAAAGAAAACCCUAUUGGCUUCAAAAUUUUGCUUCAUAAGACAUUUAUAAAGAAGAAAAUAUCAAUUAUAUUAGGCGCGUGUUCUAAUUGUAGAAAUUUGGUAAUCUUAAGAAAUUUCCCAACGAAAGUCGAAAGAUUACACGUGGGAAAGAAAAAAAAAUACUAUUGGAUUCGUAAAACUACUUUGGUCUUAAAGAAAUUGAACAAAAAAUAUCUUUUUUGGUAAAAAUUAAGGAAAUUUUCUCGUCUGUUUUGCCAGACACGAAAUUGGCGAUCUCUCUGCGGACUAAUUGUACAAAUGACUGAAUAAAUGA